AUGCGUGUCUCUCGCUCGCUAGCUGUCGCCGCUUUGGCCACUUCCGCCUCGGCCCUUGUUGCUCCGCGUGUUCCCCGUGAUGUCGGCGCCGACGUCAGCGUGCGCGUUAGCCGUGACAGCGAGAAGCCCUUUAUCCUCCAGUCGCGGACCAAGGACGGUGGUGGCUACAAUGGCUACUACGUCUAUGCCUACCACACGGGCGCCGGCCUCAACGACGCUAUGCUGGACACGCAGGAGUCGGUUGCCAACCAAGGCACCGCCUUCACGGGCGACAUUAGCGGCUGGAGCCCGUUCUUUGCCGUCCUCUUCGAGCUCGGCGGCUCGCCCUACGAGUUGAUGCCGUCGACAGGGCCCACCUAA
This is a messenger RNA of Sporothrix brasiliensis 5110, 360 nucleotides long. RefSeq lists its product as uncharacterized. Bases 1 to 360 code for a protein of 119 amino acids. The record is from RefSeq and is a predicted model, not a curated record. The transcript has a single exon. NCBI's taxonomy places the organism in Eukaryota, Fungi, Ascomycota, Sordariomycetes, Ophiostomatales, Ophiostomataceae.